Molecule: messenger RNA, 870 nt
Organism: Tilletiopsis washingtonensis
Lineage: Eukaryota; Fungi; Basidiomycota; Exobasidiomycetes; Entylomatales
Product: 4'-phosphopantetheinyl transferase
Exons: 4
Coding region: 1-870 (289 amino acids)
Cellular component (GO): cytosol
Molecular function (GO): holo-[acyl-carrier-protein] synthase activity; magnesium ion binding
Source: RefSeq, a predicted model, not a curated record
AUGCCGCUGCAGCUGUGGGCCGUCGACGUGAGCGGCCACGCGCGCGCGCUGCCCGACGCCGCCGCCGUCGCGCGCGCCCGGCUGCCGGCCAGCGAGGCCGAGGUGGUCGCGCGCUUCGUGCGCGCCAUCGACCGGGCCCGCAGCCUCGCCGGCAAGCUGCUGCUGCGGCUCGCGCUCUGCGAGGUCGAGCCGGCAUGCGCCGCCGCCGGCUGGCAGGCGCUGCGCUUCGACAAGACACGCGAGGGCCGGCCCUUUCUGGUUCACCCAGCCAUGCCGCUCGACUUCAACAUCUCGCACGACGGCGACUGGGUCGUGCUGGCGCUCCAGCGCGACGCCGCGAGCCGCGUGGGCGUCGACGUCAUGGAGCUGGCGUUGCCGCACUUUGAGCGCGACGUGGCCAGCUUCGUCGAGACGAUGGAGCUCGCACUCACGCCGCGCGAGACGGCCUGGGUCCUUGCGGCCACCACGGGCGCGGGCGGCUACGAGGCGCGGCAAGCCGAGGCGCUCCGACGCCUGUACGACCUCUGGACGCACAAGGAAGCCUACACCAAGGCACUCGGCCUCGGGCUCGGCUUCGACUUUGCGCGCCUCGAGCUGCGCCUCGGCGAUGCACGCGAGCAGCGGAGCGUACGCUGCGCGCUCCUCUCCGACGGGAAAGAAGAGCCCCGCUUCGUCUUCACCGAGCUGCUGCUGCCGCCGGGCGCCGAGCGCGGCCAGGCGCCGCCGACGCCCGGCGAGGGCACCGGCCUGCCGAGCCAGCUCGUCCCCGCCGGUCGCGCUGCAGGCGGCCAAGAACGCCGGCUGGCUGCGCAUGACGACGCUAGGUGGGUUGCUCGAGGCGUCACGGGGUCAUACAAAUGUCACAGAUGA